Hemibagrus wyckioides is the source of this 9155-nucleotide messenger RNA. RefSeq names its product argonaute RISC catalytic component 3a (gene ago3a). The transcript has 19 exons. Gene Ontology annotation, biological process: regulation of stem cell proliferation; regulatory ncRNA-mediated gene silencing. The record is from RefSeq and is a predicted model, not a curated record. Gene Ontology annotation, molecular function: protein binding; RNA binding. The coding region runs from base 657 to 3260 and encodes 867 amino acids. NCBI's taxonomy places the organism in Eukaryota, Metazoa, Chordata, Actinopteri, Siluriformes, Bagridae.
GAGGCGAGAGAGCGAGCGCUUUGGCCGGGCUGGAAAAGCGACGAAAAACGGCGUUCUGGAUUUGACAUUUUGACAACGCCUCACGGACGAGGUUAAACGUCGGGGAAAUUAACAACCGGAGCCGUUUUUAACAGUCGUCUUCGGUUUAUUUAGUAGAGUCGCGAGCUAAGCGAGCGAGCUGGCUAGCUAAGUUAGCAUGGCACCGAGCUAGCUAAACUUUUAGCUACUUCGCGAGCGCAGUCGCGAGACAUUCUUGUCACGAGCUAAAUAAAUAAAUAAAUAAAUAUACAAUAAUGGUCCGCUGUAUUCAUUGUUCAAGCUAGUUGAGUCGAAUAUCCGGACGUCCUCCGAACAGGCUACCGUGUACAGCGAGCUAGCUCCGUCGUUCUGUCAGGGGCAAGCCGCGAGGAGUGACCGCGAGCCCGCGGUCGAGUCGCGGGGAGACCGUAGAGCCCCUGAAGCCCGGGGCGGCCCCUCGCACCGUGACUAACGCCAUUUCUUACCGCGUUUCUGGACGAGAAUCUUCACAGAUAGCACAUUUGGAGUAUACACGGGAUUUUCCUUGGAUUUUUUUUUGCCUCCUUUUCUUUCUCACGGAAAGCCGGAGUUUUCUUCUUCUGUGAGCCGGGGAAGGAACCGGACAGAGAGCCUCAUGAAUGGAAAUCGGAACUUCAGGAGUCGUUGGGGCCCAGUCCCUAUUCUCCAUGCCCCGGAGGCCUGGCUAUGGCACCAUGGGGAAGCCCAUCAAGCUGCUGGCCAACUGCUUCCAGGUGGAGAUCCCCAAGAUGGAUGUCUACCUCUACGAGGUGGACAUUAAACCUGAGAAGUGCCCACGCAGAGUGAACAGAGAGGUGGUGGACUCCAUGGUACAGCAUUUUAAGGUGACCAUUUUCGGGGAUCGCCGGCCAGUCUACGAUGGAAAGAGAAGCCUAUACACAGCAAACCCGCUUCCUGUGGCCCCUGCAGGGGUCGACCUGGAUGUCACGCUGCCAGGAGAAGGGGGCAAAGACAGGCCUUUUAAAGUCACCAUAAAGUUUGUAUCUCUGGUCAGCUGGCACCUGCUGCAUGAGGUGCUGACCGGGCGCAGCAUGCCUGAGCCACUGGAGCUGGACAAGCCUAUCAGCACCAAUCCGGUGCAUGCCGUAGAUGUGGUGCUCAGACACCUGCCCUCCAUGAAAUACACUCCAGUGGGCCGUUCGUUCUUCUCCGCUCCGGAGGGCUAUGACCAUCCCCUGGGAGGAGGAAGAGAGGUGUGGUUCGGCUUCCAUCAGUCUGUUCGCCCUGCCAUGUGGAAGAUGAUGCUUAACAUUGAUGUGUCAGCCACGGCCUUUUAUAAAGCACAGCCGGUCAUCCAGUUCAUGUGUGAGGUCCUGGACAUCCACAACAUUGACGAGCAGCCCCGUCCUCUCACUGAUUCUCACCGAGUCAAGUUCACCAAAGAAAUCAAAGGUCUUAAGGUGGAGGUGACGCACUGUGGAACCAUGCGGAGGAAGUACCGAGUCUGUAACGUGACCCGAAGACCUGCCAGCCAUCAAACGUUCCCCUUACAGUUGGAAAAUGGACAAACGGUAGAACGGACCGUCGCUCAGUAUUUCAGAGAAAAGUACAACCUGCAGCUGAAGUACCCUCACCUGCCGUGUCUGCAGGUCGGCCAGGAGCAGAAACACACCUACCUGCCCUUGGAGGUGUGUAACAUCGUAGCAGGGCAGAGAUGCAUCAAAAAACUGACCGAUAAUCAGACGUCCACUAUGAUCAAAGCCACAGCACGCUCAGCACCGGACCGGCAGGAGGAGAUCAGCAGACUGGUACGCAGUGCCAACUAUGAAGCCGACCCGUUCGUUCAGGAGUUCCAGUUCAAAGUGCGGGACGAGAUGGCUCACGUGACGGGCCGUGUGUUGCCCGCGCCCAUGCUGCAGUACGGGGGCAGGGUGAGCUCAGAGAACUUUCUGAACCGGACCGUUGCCACACCCAGUCACGGUGUGUGGGACAUGCGAGGAAAGCAGUUUCACACCGGUGUAGAGAUCAAGAUGUGGGCCAUCGCAUGCUUUGCCACACAGAGGCAGUGCCGCGAAGAGAUCCUCAAAGGGUUCACAGAUCAGCUACGCAAGAUCUCGAAAGAUGCCGGGAUGCCCAUUCAGGGUCAGCCAUGUUUCUGUAAAUACGCCCAGGGAGCCGACAGCGUGGAGCCCAUGUUCAGACACCUUAAGAACACCUACUCCGGUCUGCAGCUCAUCAUCGUCAUCCUGCCCGGGAAGACACCUGUCUAUGCGGAGGUUAAGCGUGUAGGAGACACUCUCCUAGGAAUGGCCACUCAGUGUGUUCAGGUGAAGAAUGUUGUGAAGACGUCACCGCAGACCCUCUCCAACCUCUGCCUGAAGAUCAACGUCAAACUCGGCGGCAUAAACAACAUCCUGGUACCACAUCAAAGGCCGUCAGUGUUCCAGCAGCCUGUGAUCUUCCUGGGAGCAGAUGUCACACACCCUCCUGCUGGAGAUGGCAAAAAACCGUCCAUCGCUGCGGUGGUAGGCAGUAUGGACGCCCACCCCAGUCGGUACUGUGCCACAGUGCGGGUGCAGAGGCCGCGGCAGGAAGUGAUCCAGGACUUGGCCUCCAUGGUACGCGAGCUCCUCAUCCAGUUCUACAAGUCCACUCGAUACAAACCCACCCGCAUCAUCUUCUACAGGGACGGUGUGUCCGAGGGCCAGUUCAGACAGGUGCUGUAUUAUGAAUUGCUGGCUAUCAGGGAGGCCUGCAUCAGCCUGGAGAAAGAGUACCAGCCCGGCAUCACCUACAUUGUGGUGCAGAAACGGCACCACACCCGACUGUUCUGUGCCGACCGCAAUGAGAGGGUGGGCCGCAGCGGAAACAUUCCUGCUGGUACGACUGUUGACACAGACAUCACACACCCUUAUGAGUUCGACUUUUACCUCUGCAGCCAUGCUGGAAUCCAGGGCACAAGUCGCCCCUCUCACUACCACGUGCUGUGGGACGACAACUGCUUCACAGCCGACGAGUUCCAGCUGCUCACCUACCAGCUGUGCCACACAUACGUGCGCUGCACACGUUCCGUCUCCAUCCCCGCACCUGCCUACUAUGCCCACCUGGUGGCCUUCCGUGCCCGCUACCACCUGGUGGACAAAGAGCACGACAGUGCCGAGGGAAGCCACGUCUCGGGUCAGAGUAACGGCCGAGACCCCCAGGCUCUGGCCAAAGCUGUGCAGAUUCACCAUGACACCCUGAGGACCAUGUAUUUCGCCUGAGAGCCCUGAUUCAUCCCACUCGCUCGCCCACACACCUCCUCCUAAAAGCGGACCGGACACUGUGCAGCAGGAAGCGGGGGUGGGGUGUUUUGUGGGGGUCUCGCCAAUCCCAAAUCCGGCCUGAGAGUGCACACCUGCUUUAAUCCAACGCCCAAACUCAGCACUGUUAUGCAAUAUUAAACCAGCCAACCACGUUUUAUUUAUUUUUCGGAUUAAGGUGACCCUUACACCAAACGAAAGGGAGUUCUCCCCCCCUCCCCCGUCUGUCUGCUUGAUUUGUUUACCUCAAGGUUGUAACAGCAGCACUUUGACCGCCCAGUUUUGUUUUGUUUUUUUUCUUCUUCGCAGAAUGACAUCUAGGAAAGCCGAAAGAAGUUAGGAAAGAGUUAGAGUUCGUCUUCUGCCAGAUGGACGAGUGUCAGUUGUUAUGAAUUAUACAUUAGGAAUAUCUCAAAAAAAUUCACACACAAGCUCUAAUUAUAAGUGCCACCCAUUAGGGCCAGAUCUUAUUACAAACUGCUUUUUUUUUUUUUCUUCUUCUUCUUCUUAGAACUUCUUCACUUGUUUCCCUCGGGCUUCAUGCCGAUGUUAGUCCUCUCGUGGUGGUCCGGAUCACUAAGCUUUUAUUUACUACAGUGCGAAGUGAUCUUAUUUUUAAUGUUUAUGUGUAUAAAAUUGUAGAAUUUUUUUUUUUUUUUUUUUUUGGUUUUAUUUCAGUUUCUCCCAGUAUUUAUUUACCUGUUUUUAGAUGAAUUUGGAUUUUUUUUUCCCCAGCUUUCUUUCUUUCUGUUUUACAAAAAAAAAAACCAAGUAGAGGCCAUGUUAAAGGAGAGAUUGUGAUAUAUUCCGGUUUUAGUGCAAUAACCGAUCAGCUCCUAUGUAGGGUACAGUUUUCUGGAUCAUGUGAGAAUAGAAAUAGGGUUAAGGAUGUGAGAUGACGGCAUCAGCACUCUGUAUAUCAAUACGAGAUGGAGGGUUGGACAUAAGAUGGAAACGUGUAUGUUUUGGCACUUUUACAGUUGCAUAUAUAUAUAUAUAUAUAUAUAUAUAUAUAUAUAUAUAUAUAUAUAUAUAUAUAUAUAUAUAUAUAUAUAUAUAUAUAUAUAUAUAUAUAUAUAUAUCUCAGCUAAAUUUAUAUAUAAUUGCUAAUACAAUAAUAGAUCUCUUUGGUGAGGGUUCAAAAUCAAGUGCCUGGUUUUAGAAAAGGAAUAUUUUCUAGGAGGUUGUUAUUAUUUUUUUUUAUUUUUUUGGCUAAUGAAAGAUUUUAAGAAAACGGUUAAUGCAGUGCAUUAAGAUGCCCAAGUGUGCAGUUUCACUGGAGAGAUUUUUAUUUUAUUUUUAUUUUAUUUUUAUUUUAUUUUUAUUUUAUUUUUAAAGAAAGGCUUAGAGGUCACAAAUUUUAUUCGAUUGCAGAAAGCCAUGAUCUGUACUUCUGUUUUGUGAUGGAAUAAUGUUAAUGAAUUUCUUUCACUGAUCAGUAUUGCGUGGCCUUUAGGUCGUCUUCGGAUUCAGUGCGAGUCCUUCGUGUAACUCUCCCAGCUUUUUAUCCUGCACAGCAGAAACGUCUUAUACCAUCGUCUGCCAAUUCUGAUCAGGAUCUAGCUGCUAUUGUACAGGUUCCUUUGACGAGACUGACGGUGUGCUUCAGCUUCCUUUAAGGACGAGAGUGAGCGAGGUGAUGCAGCAGCACAUGUGGUGUAACUGUGUGUGUGUGUGUGUGUGUGUGUGUGUGUGUGUGCGCGCGCGUGUGUGUGCGCGCUUCUUCACCAGAAGGCCAGUAGAGGGCAGUGUGGAGUUGUACAAGCAGGCUCUCUUGCUCCUUCUGAAGCACAUCCCGUUUUGUAAGCGAGGGGACAGUAACUGCACUAAUUGAAGCUGAAUAAAGCUUGGUGCUAUACUGUGCAUCGUGUAUGAUGCACACUACAGAGAUUUUGACGUGAGGGUGGGAACAUGGAGCGUGCAAAUGGUGCUGGCUACAUAUCUUUCUGUUAGAAAAAGACCUUUGGGUUGCGUUUGAUGAAGAGGGCAGAUGUGGUACCCAUGAUGCCUAAACCUCAAACCAGUUCACGUCAUGCUAAAUGGUCCCUGAUGGCUUUUUAUCAGUUUUAUUACAUACUGGAAAAAUCCAACUUCUUUUCCAAUCCAGAGCUGACUUAUUUAUAACUAUUUUUGUUUUUAAAUUAUUUCAUAGACAAAAAAAAAAAAUGUACUGACUUUCUGAUGUUACUAAAUACUAUAGACAGUGGUAAUGGUGCAAGAUUAUCUUAUGUAGAGAUUAAGAAUGUGCUUUUUUUUUUUUUUUUUAAAGACUGUACUUUGUGUUCGAAGCAUCUUCUGAGCAGAGUUUUAGUGCAUGUGCUAAAGUUGAGCAUCACAGUGAGCUUGAAAUGUGUCCCCAUCAAAUCAGGUGGUACAGCGUAGUGUCUAAAGUUGAUACCAAUUCCAUUUCUCAUGUUCUGAUAUUCUGGUACCAGUACCAAGUACCGAAGCCUGCUCAGAGCGAGCUUCCGUCGCCCAAGUUAACACGAAUCGUCCCGAGCAUGUCGACGAUGUGCUUUGAGGACAAUUUUUAAUACACAAAGAUCUGUGGUGGUGGUGUAUAUUUCGACACCUCACGUUCACGGCACGAAAGACAUCGCCGUAUCGGAUAAUCAGUCAGUUUAAAAAACCUGGUCCAGUGCUGAGGUCAAUGCUGUGAUGAUGAGUAUGUCUUUUAAAUAAUGGAACCACUAUCGGAGUUAUUCUGGUCGAUCAUCGGUUUUGUCCCACCUUCAACAAUGUAGAGUCUUUAUAAAUUCCUGUUUUAGGAACGUUCUGGUAGCAGAUGUUAUGAAUAAAGCUGUGUAGCAUGUUGGACCGGAUGGUGCUUAGCGUGUAGCAGUUGUAUUUCACCUCAUGAGUAUUCUCAGAGUCGCGCCAUUUUUAAAAAAAAAAAUUUUCUGACGUCCUGCUAUCCAUUCGUGAGGACUGAAGUCGGCUCGAAGCGCAAAUCUCCAAACUCGUAGGCCUUCUUCCCCUUUUCAGUGUUUCAGUGUAAAAGCGUGUGGAGCCAAAAGAGGUUAAAGUCCUUAGAAAGUGCCUUUCCUCAUGACGGUGCUGAAGAAAUCCGAACUUAAGUGACAGAUCAAACCGUUUUCUUUAUCUUACCUUGCACACGUGCAGACGCAUGCACAAGCUUACGUUCACACAUUUUUCAUCUAAGGAACGAGGCUAAGUCAAGUCUCUGUUUAUAUUCAUAAUAUAUGCCAAGUGUGUGUGUAUAUAUAUAUAUAUAUAUAUAUAUAUAUAUAUAUAUAUAUAUAUAUAUAUAUAUAUAUCUCUUAAAAAAAGGUUUAUGAUUGAGCUCUGGGGUUUUUUUUUUUUUUCCAGUCAGGACCAUGGGGCAAUUGGUACACAGCCUGACAGAGAGAAAAGCCUAGCACAGCACUUUAAAGACUGCCACCCAAACAGGAAGUAACAACUGACUUGCUUUCUAAUUGUUUGGGGUUUAUGUUUUUUUACAAAAAAAAAAUCUUCUAAGCAUAUAGGCAUGUGCCAGUCGAAAUGUAUCAUCCCUAUCCCCGAACAACCCGUUCAGGAUGAUGUUGCCUUGAUAGGUGGAUUUUAACGGACAACGUUUGCACUCUGAAGGUUGUGCAGUCUCACUCAUUUAAUGCCUGGAAAUUAGAACAGGACUGCUCAGCAGCUCCUUUUAAGGAGGCAUGUGUAGUUUAGAAAUCUUCAGAGGUCUCCCAAAGCGAUUCUUAAUUACAUCCUGUCUGAUGAAACUUGCCUGGUCGACAGUCGAGAUUUGGCAUUACACUUGGCUCCCCGCUGGUUUGAGGUCAUUUCAGGUGGCUCGGUCACCGCCCGUGCAAUGCCCUAUAGAAAGUACUUACAGAUAUAUCAUACGAGUCUAUUUUAUUACCUUCACUUUCGACCUGGAGUAUUAGGGUCAAGAAUUAGAGACCCCUCAGGCGCUUUGUCGGUCACAUGGGUGCCUGUCGGUCCAGGAGGGGGGAAAAAAAAUAAAAAAUACCUCUUACAUACAAGAGAUCUCGAAAAACACUGCACCUCACUGACCUUGGUAUGCUGCAAAUGUACAACUAAACGAGUUAAACUGCAAACAUUGCUUUUGAUUACAGUAUCAGUGCUAGAUUUAAAUGCCUGACCAUUUAUCCUUAACUAUUUGAGUAGAUGUAAUUGUAAGAAGUGUUCUUUUUUUGUGUGUGUGUGUGUGUGUGUGUGUGUCUCUUUAACACUUCUUUCUGUUUAUUGAGCCAACUUUUCAUUAUUAUUAUUUUUUUUUGUCUUAUUUAAUUUUUUUUUCUUUUAAUAUAUUCGAAAUAUAUAUGCGAAAUAUUUUAUGGUGUAUUUAUUAAAAAGCGUUCUAAAGUGCGGCUGGAGUGACCGCAUAGCGGGCGGCGUUACGGAGGGGGCGAGGGAAGGAGGAAAAGGGGCAGCAAGAGGGCGCCACAUCACCCCCAAAAAAUAAAAACCCAAACAGUCCUCACUCUUCCGUUAGACGAGAGCCCUUCAGAUCCGAAAGAGCCGAUUUCUGUUUUAUUUAAAAAAAAAAAAACCAGGCUGAUUUGUAAAAUUGUCUGAUGUCCAGAUCAGUGCUGGUGUAGGAUCCGGUGGACAGUCUUUUUAAAAACGCUGAAAAACGCCAGUCAGAAGUGUGCUGAUUAUCAGUUAUACAAUAUACCACAAUCUUCACACUUGCAGUAUUAUUAUUAUUGUUAUUAUUAUUAUUGGACUGCUAAAGACAUUACCCCUAUCUCUGUGCUUUAUCUAGAAGGCUUCCUCAUUUUGGACAGAAAUGACAAGGCAAUCCCACCAUUCUGAAUAAUAUAGCAGCUUUUUAUAGACAAAAUGAGCACCGUUCUGGUACAAUUAUUAUAAUUUGCAAACGUUUAAAAAUACUGAGGCCGUCCUCAGGACUGGAUUUUGCAGACAACGAGGGCGAUGGAAGACGUGAUGAUGUGUUCAGGCGUAUUUCCAGUAUCUUCAAGAUACUGUUUCCAUCUGAACGUUGAUCAUUUCCCCAUCCUGAAUUGUUUUAUUCUUCAUAUCCCACAGCAAAUCGCCAACAGUUGCAGCGUUCCAUAUAUGAAAGAAUGCCACAUCGUAUUUUUUUUAGCCGUUUAUAGUUAGUUCCACGUCAAAUGUUUGCAAAAGGAAAUUCAUGCGUCCUUCUUCCUUCAUAUUCUUUCCCACAAAAUAAACAAGGCAAAAACAUGCAGCUUGUUAUGUAAUUGAGAAACCAAACCUCAUGCCAUGCCUAUACUUGCUCACUGUAACAACAGAGCUAACACUGCAUUGUGCACAUUGUUUUAUGUGCCAGAAGUGACCAGAAUUCUGGGAGUGCCUUGUUUUGUUUUUUGUUAUGCCCCCAUGCCACCUUCUGAAGAACAUCUGACCGCAUUUCUGAGAAUUUCACUUUUGCUGGUUGCAGUAUAUUGUGUAACUGAUCAUCAGUUAUAACUUCUCUGAUGCAAAGGAAAAGAAAGCUGCUCCGCCUCGAUCCUCUCCGAACGCUGCUUGGUUUCUGUUUGGGGGGGGGGUCAGAGAACCACACUGACGAUACAAUAUACACAAAGCUGACGUGUUUCAAAUCCAGAGCUGCUAAACUCCAGCCAUAGAAGUUUCCCCCUGCUUUUGGAGGCAGGGACGUUCGUAGUCGUGUGCUCGAGUUUGAGUUAGUCUUUUGUGCCAGAGCCAUUUGAGAAGAGAGCAGGAACGUUAAAAUACGAGUCCCAUUCCACUCGGAUGACAUGAGCCUCAGCCUUAACUGUUGUCGGGUUUUUAUCUUCCUUUUCUUUCUGGUUUCUGUUUAUUAAAUGCCUUAGUUUGUAUAGAGAAGUAUGCUAACUCGCAGUUGCGUCUUAUUAACAAAAAAAAACAAAAAAACCA